GUACCUACCAUCUUUAGCUAUUCCUUAGUCUCUUCAUCACUCAGUCUUUUUUGUUCUUUGGAUUCGGACAAACACAAACAAAAUGGCGUCUCCCCUCAAUCUGACUGCUGGAAACUGCCGCGUUGGCUGGAUUGGCACCGGCGUCAUGGGUCGCUGGAUGUGCGAGCACGUCAUGAAGGCUGGAUUCACCAAUAUGACGGUGCACAACCGCACUGAGGCCAAGACGGAGCCGCUGCGAGCACUGGGCGCACGCGUUGUGGCCACUCCGCGCGAGGUCGCCGAGAACUCGGACGUCGUGUUUACGAUUGUGGGCUACCCGAAGGAUGUCAGAGAGACGUAUCUCGGCGCCGACGGCGUGCUCGCUGGGCUCAAGGCGAACGGCGUCUGCGUCGACAUGACCACUUCGCAGCCGUCGCUCGCAGAGGAGAUUGCAAAGGCGGCCAAGGCCAAGGGGAUUUAUGCUGUCGACGCCCCCGUCUCUGGAGGCGAUGUCGGUGCCAAGAACGCCACGCUGUCCAUCAUGAUUGGCGGCGAGGAGGCUGCCGUCGAGGCACUGCGCCCGCUCUUCUCGGCCAUGGGCAAGAACAUUAACCGCUUGGGCGGCCCGGGCGCUGGCCAACACACAAAGAUGGUCAACCAGGUGCUCAUCUCGACCACCAUGAUUGGCGUCGUGGAGGGGCUGCUCUACGGCUACAAGGCCGGGCUUGAUCUCGUCGAUGUCAUCAAGGCGGUCGGCGCCGGUGCCGCCGGAUCCUGGUCCAUCAACAACUAUGGUCCUCGCAUGAUCAAGCGUAACUUUGACCCCGGCUUCUUUGUCAACCACUUUGUCAAGGACCUCGAGAUUGCCCUCGACGAGAGCCGUCGCAUGAACCUGUCGCUGCCCGGUCUCGCCCUCGCCCACCAAUUCUACGUUGCCCUGAAGGCCCAAGGCCACGGCCAGCUCGGCACGCACUCUCUGCUUCUUGCGUUUGAGCAAAUGAACCACACCAAGAUUGACCAGCCCGAGAAGCCUGCUUCCCAGUAGAAAAAAACCAAAAAAAGUUGUGUUUAUUGGUGUUUCUGUUUUGAGUGUUGUUUCUGUGUGCAUUUGUUGCAGAAGCGUGUUUUUUUGCCUUGUUGCUCCUUGUGAUUUGCUUGAAUGAACGUCGUAUCGACAGUUGAGG
Molecule: messenger RNA, 1163 nt
Organism: Capsaspora owczarzaki ATCC 30864
Lineage: Eukaryota; Filasterea; Ministeriida; Capsasporidae
Product: 3-hydroxyisobutyrate dehydrogenase
Exons: 2
Coding region: 83-1024 (313 amino acids)
Molecular function (GO): NAD binding; NADP binding; oxidoreductase activity
Source: RefSeq, a predicted model, not a curated record